CGUACUUGUUGACCCGGAAGUAGUCUGGUCCACGCUUGAAACGUUGCCGACACGAACGAAGUGAGCCAGUGAAGACGAGCGCUGCAACAUCUGAGAGAACUACUUCGAUAAACCAUCAGCCAUGAGUUUGUUAACAAAGCCGAAGUCAGAGAUGACCCCAGAAGAGCUCCAGAAAAGAGAGGAGGAGGAGUUCAACACUGGCCCCUUGUCGGUUCUCACCCAGUCAGUCAAAAACAACACUCAGGUGCUCAUUAACUGUCGCAACAACAAGAAGCUGCUUGGGAGAGUCAAGGCUUUUGACAGGCACUGCAACAUGGUCCUGGAGAACGUGAAGGAAAUGUGGACAGAAGCUCCCAAGAGCGGGAAGGGAAAGAAGAAGUCCAAGCCCGUGAAUAAGGACCGCUACAUUUCCAAAAUGUUCCUCAGGGGCGACUCUGUCAUUGUCGUGCUGAGAAAUCCUCUGAUCACUGGAAAAUGAACUGUUUAUAGACGCCUUGCUUUUUGUUUUUCUCUGUGAAGGCAGUGGACUGUCGUAAAUGUAAAGUUUUGUUUUAUUUUUGACUUUUCUCAUUCACUGCAUUUAUUGUUGAGACAGAAACACUGUGUCAACAAAAUGUUUCUACUAUUUUGAAAGUGAAAUAAGCAUUUCAUUGCUGAUUUUGCUUUGUCUUCAGAAGGCGUCUUGUCUUUUUUAUUUUAAUAAUAAAAAUGAUGAUUGGAUUCAA
Molecule: messenger RNA, 725 nt
Organism: Solea senegalensis (Senegalese sole)
Lineage: Eukaryota; Metazoa; Chordata; Actinopteri; Pleuronectiformes; Soleidae
Gene: snrpd2
Product: small nuclear ribonucleoprotein D2 polypeptide
Exons: 3
Coding region: 122-478 (118 amino acids)
Biological process (GO): RNA splicing; spliceosomal snRNP assembly
Cellular component (GO): precatalytic spliceosome; U5 snRNP; U1 snRNP
Molecular function (GO): RNA binding
Source: RefSeq, a predicted model, not a curated record